This is a messenger RNA of Cornus florida, 1423 nucleotides long. RefSeq names its product nuclear transcription factor Y subunit B-3-like. Gene Ontology annotation, biological process: regulation of transcription by RNA polymerase II. NCBI's taxonomy places the organism in Eukaryota, Viridiplantae, Streptophyta, Magnoliopsida, Cornales, Cornaceae. The transcript is spliced from 2 exons. Gene Ontology annotation, cellular component: CCAAT-binding factor complex; nucleus. Gene Ontology annotation, molecular function: DNA-binding transcription activator activity, RNA polymerase II-specific; protein heterodimerization activity; RNA polymerase II cis-regulatory region sequence-specific DNA binding. The record is from RefSeq and is a predicted model, not a curated record. Bases 400 to 1032 code for a protein of 210 amino acids.
CCCGAUCAAAGCCAACAUACCAUAAGACCAAAAACCCCCAUCCGCAACACACACUCUCUCUUCCGUUACCGGCGAAACUCGCCGGCGAUCUUUUUCUUGAAUCUCCGUCAACAUCAAACUCAUUUCUGUACAUCAAACUCAUUUCUGUACAUUCGUCGCAUUUUUUCGAAGCUAAAACCCUAAUCCGACCUCAAAAUGUGCCAAAUCUCUCUUAAUUACGGUAGUUGUUGAAUUGUUGCGACUAAGAGUUAUUUGUGUAUCGAUUUGGAUAUUCGAAAUCACAACUUUGAGAUUCUAAGUUCAAGAAUUGUUCUUGAAUUUGCAGUCAGUAGUCAACCGUUAAUGAUUCAGAAAUCAUCUCUUCGUUUAAGUGAAAUUCUUCUGCUUACUUGAGGGUCAAUGGCGGAUUCCGAUAACGAGUCCGGAGGCGGAGGUCACAGCCACGCCGGGAACAGUGAGCUCUCGCCGAGGGAACAGGACAGGUUCCUGCCGAUCGCGAACGUGAGCCGGAUCAUGAAGAAGGCGUUGCCGGCGAAUGCGAAGAUCUCGAAGGACGCGAAGGAGACGGUGCAAGAGUGUGUGUCGGAGUUCAUCAGCUUCAUCACCGGCGAGGCCUCCGACAAGUGUCAGAGAGAGAAGCGGAAGACAAUCAACGGCGACGAUUUGCUCUGGGCCAUGACGACCUUAGGUUUCGAAGACUACGUGGAACCGUUGAAGAUCUAUUUGCAGAGGUUCAGAGAUAUGGAAGGAGAGAGGACUGCGAUGGCGGGAAGGCAAGCAGGCGAAAACGAUGCUUAUUCCGGCGGUGGUGGAGGCAAUGGCAGUGUCGUAACUCUAGCCAACAGUGGGGGUGGUUACAACGAAGGCGGGGUGUACGGUGGGCCCAUGCAUCCUUCAAAUAUGGUCUCCAUGAUGAGCCAUCAUCCUCAUCAAGGACACGUGUACGGUCCUGGCCCAUAUAAUCAAAGGGCUGGCGGACCCAAUUCCUCAGUUUUUGCUGGGUCUGGGUCCUCUGCUGGGCUACCAAGAUGAUGGUGAUGGACGACCUAUGAUGAAAGAUGAUUCUUAUAUAGGCUUUAGAUUAGUGGGCACCCUCCACACUAUCUUAGGGCCACCUGUAGGUCCAGAAGUGUUUUGCAUUAAGAAGGGUUCCCUUCUGUCAAAAAUAGGAUUUGAUCUCAUAUAGUCGGUCACUUUGGCAUUUUAUAAUGUUGGAAUAGAUAUAUAUACAUAUAAUACAUAUAGAGUGAUUGUGUAGAUUGUUUUUAUUUUGUGUUUGGCCAAAAAAAAAAAAAAAACUAGCAGAGUGGGUUAAGCCUUUACUUGUAAGUGGCAAUCAAACCAUCAUGUGUAAUGGAGAAUGGAAAUUGCACAUUUAAAUUUGUAAAUAUGCACUCUCUCUCGAAAGUGUUUCUGAUUCUUA